Austrofundulus limnaeus is the source of this 8295-nucleotide messenger RNA. RefSeq names its product solute carrier family 12 member 2 (gene slc12a2). The record is from RefSeq and is a predicted model, not a curated record. The transcript is spliced from 28 exons. Gene Ontology annotation, biological process: potassium ion homeostasis; cell volume homeostasis; ammonium transmembrane transport. NCBI's taxonomy places the organism in Eukaryota, Metazoa, Chordata, Actinopteri, Cyprinodontiformes, Rivulidae. Gene Ontology annotation, molecular function: sodium:potassium:chloride symporter activity; ammonium channel activity. Bases 308 to 3769 code for a protein of 1153 amino acids. Gene Ontology annotation, cellular component: apical plasma membrane.
CGUCCGCAGUGAGUGUAAUAUAAUAGCAGGGAGAGCAGCCGGGAGUCUAGGAGGAGCCCCGGCAAGGUCGCGAGCAGCAUCCUGGUUAGAACAACAGAAAACUCAAGAGGUGGAGCGUUCUGGUUCCGAACAGCCGAAGGUUACCGGGAAGAUUUGGAUUUUCUGUCGCGGAAGAAGAAGUGGCGGCCACCCUGCGUCUCCUCAGGCAGCGUGUUCUUCCCUGUAACUAACAGGCAGUUCAUCGUUUGUCACACUUUAUUAUCCACUUUGGACGGCCAACACAGCUGCUACAUUUACACUCCGAGCCAUGUCGGAACCAUCCUCCGCGCCUUCUGCCCCCUCAGAGACUACCGCCUCAGAGUUUGAUCUCCUAGCCCCGGACCCCGGGCAGAGGCCGCUCGGUCCGACGCCCAGUCAGAGCCGCUUCCAGGUGGACCUUGUGUCCGAAGCCGCGGGCGCCUCUGAGGAGAAGUCCCCGAGCUCCGACGGCUCCGCUGUCGCACCAGAAGGCCCGUGCGGUGACCCAGCAGUGGCCAGCGUGGAGGAAGCCAAAGGCCGGUUCCGAGUUGUGAACUUCGCGGAUUCGAGCGGAGCGGGAAGCGCGGCCUCUCCCGAGGCGGCCCCAGAGGGGCUACAGAACGGGGACACGGUGAUGAGCGAGACCAGCCUGCACUCAUCUACGGGCGGCCAGCAUCACUAUCACUAUGACACCCACACCAACACUUAUUACCUGAGGACAUUUGGACACAACACCAUUGAUGCCGUGCCCAAGAUAGAUUUCUACCGGCAGACGGCGGCUCCGCUCGGGGAGAAACUCGUCAGACCCACCCUGUCGGAGCUCCACGAUGAGCUGGACAAGGAGCCGUUUGAGGAUGGCUUUGCUAACGGAGAUGAGCUGACACCGGCUGAGGAGGCUGCUGCAAAAGAAGCUGCCGAGCCCAAAGGAGUGGUCAAAUUUGGCUGGAUUAAGGGGGUGCUGGUCCGCUGCAUGUUGAACAUCUGGGGAGUGAUGCUCUUUAUCCGUAUGACAUGGAUUGUUGGCCAGGCUGGAAUUGUUCUUGCCUGUGUGAUUGUCUGCAUGGCCACCAUUGUGACGACCAUCACUGGCCUCUCCACCUCUGCUAUAGCUACCAAUGGAUUUGUUCGAGGAGGGGGAGCAUAUUACUUAAUUUCGAGGAGUUUGGGACCAGAAUUUGGUGGUUCCAUCGGUCUGAUCUUCGCUUUUGCCAAUGCAGUGGCUGUAGCCAUGUAUGUGGUGGGGUUUGCUGAGACUGUUGUGGAACUUCUAAAUGGUGUGGGUGCCGUCAUGACAGAUGAAAUCAACGAUAUCCGAAUCAUUGGCACCAUCACAGUAAUUGUCCUCUUGGGCAUCUCUGUGGCAGGAAUGGAAUGGGAGGCCAAGGCCCAGAUCUUCUUGCUUGUUGUUUUGAUCACAGCCAUCAUAAACUACUUUAUUGGAUCUUUUAUUUCUGUGAAAUCAAAAGAAUCAUUUGGCUUCUUUGGCUAUGAUGGUAAAAUAAUGUGGGAAAACAUGGGACCAGACUUCAGGAAUGGAGAGACAUUCUUCUCUGUGUUUGCCAUCUUCUUCCCUGCAGCCACUGGUAUUCUGGCUGGCGCCAACAUUUCAGGAGACCUUGCUGACCCACAGAUGGCCAUUCCCAAAGGAACGCUGCUGGCCAUCUUGAUCACAGGAAUUGUAUACUUGGGGGUUGCUAUUUCAACAGGAUCCUGUAUUGUGAGAGAUGCCAGUGGAAAAGUUAACGACACAGUCAGUUCUCAUUUCAUGACGAACUGCACUGAGGCUUCCUGCCAUUUUGGCUUUGACUUUUCUGCCUGUAGGAAUGGUUCAGCUACCUGCAACCAUGGACUCCAUAACGACUACCAGGUGAUGAGCUUGGUUUCAGGUUUUUCACCGAUCAUCUCCGCUGGAAUCUUCUCUGCCACUCUGUCCUCUGCUCUGGCCUCUUUAGUCAGUGCUCCUAAAGUUUUCCAGGCUUUAUGUAAGGACAACAUCUACCCUUACAUAGGAAUAUUUGCUAAGGGCUACGGCAAGAACAAUGAACCCAUUCGAGGCUACAUCCUGACCUUUGGAAUUGCUCUAGUCUUCAUCCUCAUCGCUGAGUUGAACACAAUUGCGCCCAUCAUCUCCAACUUUUUCCUGGCAUCCUAUGCCUUAAUCAAUUUCUCAGUGUUCCAUGCAUCACUGGCUAACUCUCCAGGCUGGCGACCCAGUUUUAAAUACUACAACAUGUGGGUUUCCCUGGCUGGUGCCAUACUGUGCUGUGUGGUGAUGUUUGUCAUCAACUGGGCGGCUGCUCUCCUCACUAAUGUCAUUGUUAUGGCUCUCUAUAUCUAUGUGAGUCACAAGAAGCCAGAUGUAAAUUGGGGCUCGUCGACCCAAGCUCUGACCUACCAGCAAGCCCUGACCCACACUCUGCACCUCAGCGGAGUAGAAGACCACAUCAAGAACUUCAGACCCCAGUGUUUGGUGAUGACUGGCUACCCUAACUCACGUCCUGCGCUUGUGGAUCUGGUUCACGCUUUCACCAAGAACGUAGGACUGAUGAUCUGUGGUCAUGUUCGAACGGGUUACAGAAAGCCAAACUUCAAAGACCUCGCCACAGACCAGUCCCGGUACCAGCGCUGGCUGAUGAAGAAUGAGUCCAAGGCCUUCUACACCCCAGUGUUUGCUGAGGACCUGAGAGAGGGCGCUCAGUUCCUGCUCCAGGCUGCUGGUCUGGGUCGCCUCCGGCCUAAUACCCUGGUGCUGGGCUUCAAGAACGACUGGAGAGAUGGUGACAUGAUGAACGUGGAGACUUAUAUUAGUAUGAUCCAUGAUGCCUUUGACUUCCAGUAUGGUGCUGUUGUUCUGCGACUGAAAGAGGGCCUGGAUAUAUCUCAUAUCCAAGGACAAGAUGAGCUGUUAUCCUCCCAGGAGAAGUCUUCUGGAACAAAGGACGUGAUUGUUUCCAUCGACACCAGUAAAGACUCUGAUGCUGACUCAUCUAAACCGUCUUCCAAGGCCACCAGCCUCCAGAACAGUCCAGCUGUACAGAAAGAUGACGACGACGAUGGCAAAGCUACAACUCAGCCGUUGUUGAAAAAAGACAAGAAGAGUCCGUCUCUGCCUUUGAAUGUGACUGACCAGAGGCUGCUGGAGGCCAGCCAGCAGUUCCAGAAGAAGCAGGGGAAAGGCACUGUGGAUGUUUGGUGGCUGUUUGAUGACGGAGGUUUGACCCUGUUGAUCCCUUACCUACUGACCAACAAGAAGAGAUGGAAGGAGUGCAAGAUCCGUGUUUUCAUUGGAGGAAAGAUCAAUAGGAUUGAUCACGACCGCCGGGCGAUGGCAACUCUGCUCAGCAAGUUCAGGAUAGACUUCUCAGACAUCACUGUACUGGGAGACAUCAACACCAAGCCUAAAAAGGAGCACGUGGCGGCCUUUGAGGAGAUGGUUGAGCCAUAUCGGCUGAAGGAAGACAACUUGGAGCUAGAGGCAGCUGAGCGGCUGAAAAACAGCGAACCGUGGAGGAUCACAGACAACGAGCUGGAGCUGUAUCGUGCCAAGACCAGUCGCCAGAUCAGACUGAACGAGCUGCUGCAGGAGCAUUCAAGCACAGCCAACCUCAUCGUCAUGAGCCUGCCGUUAGCCAGGAAGGGUGCCGUGUCCAGCGCUCUCUACAUGGCCUGGCUGGAGGUGUUGUCCAAGGACCUGCCCCCCAUCAUCCUGGUGCGCGGCAACCACCAGAGCGUCCUCACCUUCUACUCCUAAGCUCUCAGCACAGGGACGGAGCCCCAUGUUUUUUGAGUCUCACACCCACCGCUGCCUCUGGACGCAGAGCCCCUCACCAAUCCCAGUUCCUAUCCAAAUUAAAAGGUGCACCACACACACUCCAGAGACAGUAGAAACCAGCCACUGGUGUGCUGUCAGUACAUACGAAGGAAGUGAGAGUGGUUGAAAUGAAGAAGCUCUACAUGUGUUGGAGGAAUGUCAGGGUUAGGGUGGGAGCUGACUGUACGAUUGUCCACUCAGCUCCCUUCUUCUUUUUUUUUUAAAUCCACAAGGUUUUUCUUUUAGUAGCUCAAGUUUUUCUAGUUUUCUUAAAUAAAAUGGUCAUUUUUGUUCAAACUGAUGUGUCUCAGGCUCUGAAGCAGGCGUAAACAAUUAACUCUGUUGUUCUGACAUGAAAACGUUCAGUUCUUCAGACCAGUCGUCAUGUUUGUUGAAGCAAUAAUCACCUUGUUUAUUUUUUUUAUUUUUAAUUUUUUUUAACCAUUGUAGGGAACCUUGCAGAACGCUUUGCAACACCUUCUAAAGCCUUACGGAUGUGCCUUCUAGUUGGAUCCGAUGAAAUAAUUAUAAUCUCGAACUAGAUUGAUAUUAUUACCUAUUAUAUUGGUGGAUUCCUUUUAAAGAGCUUUUCUUGUUGGCUCCAUUUUAGUUGGAUAAUGUGGGAGUGGAUGGCAGGAGUUUAACGAAGGGUGUCCACUUUGGUUGCAUGAACACGUAGUCAUUUCUUGAUAUGUUUCUGUAAUCUGCGGGUUUAUUUCGGGUAAUAGCUUUGUUUUUGUUUAUUCACUUUUGGUCUUCCUUUAUAGAGCUGUUGAAUCUUUUAAAUAGCCUCAGUUACACAAUUUACCUUUUUAGGCUCAGUGCCUGGAAGAGAUUGUAUGUAGAUUGUAGAAAGUUGUUGUAAUGAUGUAAAUGCUUCAUUAGCCUUGUCAGGAUCGAACGAUUAUUUCAUGUAGCUGCUGAUUUACUAAGUUAAGUGUUCCUUUUAGCAAUGUUUCUGUCCACAUGAACGGUUCUUCCCUUCCUCAGAAGCUAUUUAAAACCCUGCCUUAAUGAUACUAACGAUUGUUUUCCGUUCCCGUAAGCCACGCCGGCCGUGUGGUUUGGUAAACGGAGAUGCCGAGCUUUUGUCGCGUCCCAGGUUUCAGCACACAUCAGCUGUACGUGCGCGAUCCUUUUCUUUGCCACCGUAGUUUUGUUGGAGUUGUCGCUGCGCGCUGCUGGUGACGUGUGUGUUGCGCUCGUGUCGGCCCCAAAAAGCCCGGUUUUGUGUAAAGUCCUCAUGCAUGAAGAUUCAGAUUGUGUCUCAGCUGAGGGAAUUUUUACCUCUAUGCAUAAUGAGCUGCGAAGACGUAUAGUCCAGCUUUUCUAGUAGCGUUGGAGGGGGAACCUUAGACGUGUCUGCAGCCUUUGUUCGGGCGUCAUGGCUCCACUAAAAGCCAUAAACAGGUCCAGAUUGAAAGUAGAACUUGCGGUGUUGUUCGGAGCGGUAUAGUUACGUUCUCUCCAAAGGCGUGUACAGAGUGAGCGCACACAACUGGAGACACAUCCACACCUGUUGCUUAUACAAUCAUUAAAGGUGUAUAACAAACACAUUGUUGUCGAAACACUUCUGUGGAUAAAUGGGAGGAAAACUCUCCAAAAUACCUUCAGGUUGGCUUUAAUCUUACCGGAACUAAAGCUCAGUUUUAAGUGCAUUACUCUCAAAAUAAUCGACUCUAUCUUGGUUUUCAGAUCACGUGAUUCGCUGCAGGAUAUUGUAUUCAGAAGUUGGAUUGUUGACAGUUAAUUGUCAGAAUAAAAGCUCUGUUUUGGCUUCUGGGCAUUAUGAUUUGAGAUGAGAAACCGCUGCAAAACAAAGAGUUAGAAAAAUAGUUUUGUUUCCCCCCCAGCGACGAGCAGGGUAAGCCUUCACUUUACUUCCAUCUAAUCUGUCCAUGACGGUAUGCAACUUCUUUACAAUGUCUCAUGAGGUUAGCUGAAUGUACUGUAUCGUAAAAACACUAACGCUUCAAGUUCAAGACGGUUUCUUUUUUUUUUUUUUUUUUUGGUUUUUAUUCUCCACAUGGACUGCAAUAAGCACAGAGCAGUGGAACGUGUGCCCGCCUCAUCGAGUCUCACCUGAACCAUUCACACGGAGAGGAUGUAGACCAAACUGGGGUGAAAGUAGAUCUCUUUUUUAAGCUUGAAGGCACAAGUUAGUCCCAGACAAAUUUACAGCACAAUUUCCUCCCAACGCUCUACUAGUUUGUGUAGAAGACCCGAUGUACCGUUAACACCCCCACACGGCUGAACAUGUGGGGUGAGGACCUUUUCAAUGUGAUGAAACGACGCAGAUUGAUCUGAUUGGAAAAGGUAGUAUCUCACUGGGCUGCGACUCAUGCUAACAAGUAAGAGAACAGCAUUCGCAAAGACGUCUGGUAGUUUACUGGGGGUCUCGGUUUCCUCACAGAAACCACAGAAACGUGUCGUUUUGCCAUUUUAGUUUUGAACUUAUUAAAAACACCAAGUUUUCUCUUAAAAAACUUGUGGGGCUCUCCAACCUGUAUCGAACACGAGUUUUACUUUGACUGAAAACAUGUCCAGGCCUAAAAACUGCAUCAGUGAUCAAUAAUCUUUAAUAAAAAUCAGGUCUGUUUAUGAUUCUCUUUAUUUCUAAAGCAUACCCCAGUACAAUAAAUCAUAAACAUGAGGUGGAUAGAAAAUAUUUUCCACAGACUGAACUUUGUUGCUCCCAAGCUAACAGUGUAAACAGCAGCUGGCUGAAGCACACUGACAUCUGAGAGUCAGUGAAACCAAACGACAGCUUUUAAUCACUUAUAACUAAAGUUCUCUGUUUCUAAUGUGGCGACGAUACAGAAUAAAAUAUCACUUUUAAAUCUAUUUUAAAUACUUGGUGUUUCAGGACCUGCAGUAGAUUCUCUGUCCCAACUCUGUGGGAACGGCCUAGAACACUGGUUCCUAAAGUUGGGGUUGUGACUCAAAUGUGGGUCAUGAAGUUAGGGUCCUCGGAUAAUUUCCAAAAAUCAGAUUAAAGGUGUAAAAAAAGGAUUGGCAAUGUAAUAUUUUUCCUAUGAUUAUCAAAAAAAAUAACUGUAAACCAAUAAAUAUUGUUGUAAAAGUUGUUUGGCUUGUCAAUGAGCUCUAAUAGGGUUGUUAAAGAUUCGAUGCCAGUAAUGUUUGGGCCACGAGCCAUAGUUUUGGGUCAGAAGGUGAAAAGUUUGGAAAGCACCGGCCUAGAAUACAGUUUCACAAGCCUCUGACUCCAAAUUCAGUAAAACUGACUUUUUCUGUGCAGAUUUCUUCAGCAGGUCUCUAACAGCCCAGUGAGAUACUCCAGUCAGACACGUUAAACUCUCCUCACAGAACAAGCCCACCUGUUUCUGCAGACUGUAAAAUGUUUGAUUAUUUGCAUAUUAACUGCUUAAAACUAUUGUACUGCCUACUUCUCUUCAGACUUCACUUGAAUAUAAGGGAGCUAGGACGGAAAAGAUGUGGAGCUUUUGUGCCCCAAAGCAAGUAAAAGCCUGAUUCUCUGAUCAUUGUCACACUGUAAACCUUUACUGUUACAGAACAUCACAAACACAACUUAUUCUAUAUUUGUAAAUGAAAGAAAACUAUAUAUAGCUCUAUACACUUGUAUAUCUAUCAAUCUGACUUGUAGGACGUCUUUGUCUUUGUUGCAUUGAAUAAACUGAACAUACUCGUACGGACAUUUUACAGCCAAGUAGUGUUUGUCUUUGUUGACUUCUUCAUUUGUCUUUUAUGAACUAAUUCUAGUAAUUUCAUUCCACAAAUCAGAAAUCAUCUGUACACGUGUCAGAACUGAGGCAUUAAUGCUGCUUUUCUUUUUGCCAAAUGCCCCCCCCCCCACUCCCCAUCAUUUUAAAUCUGUUAUCUGUCGAGCCAAAGUGAUAAAUGGUCAUUCUUAAAAAAUGUGAACAAAAAUAAAAUAUAAAAAACACACUCUGGUCCCAAGCUCUUAGGUUGAGCUCUUUUCCACAACAUAAACUAACAUGUAAAUAAACUUUGUAGUGUAGGAGAGUGGAUUAAUUAUGUCAGUUUUCAUUAUGAAGAAAUAUUUAUUUUAGCUCAUGAAUUGAUGUGCUUUAUUCUUAGUAUUUUUUUAUUAUUAUUAUUGGUUUUGCUGUAAGUUAAUUUGCAUGUUGGUGUUUUUUUCUGUUAUUCUGUUGCCUUUUAAUUUGAGCAGAUUUUCUUUYUUUUUUUUUUUUUUUUUUUUUUUUUUUUUUUGACACUAAAUUUCUGUCUUUUCUAAGCCUUUUGGAGAGAAAGACAUGAAGUCGAGCAGUUUAAAGCAGCUUUCUUCUGCUUGCACACAAAUGUGAACGGAAUCAAUCCAGCUGGAGAAACGGUGACGUUUUGAUACACUGCACUGUUAACAGUUACAGAAAUGCUUUUUUCUAACAUUUUAACAGUUAUGAGUACCAGUACUUUGUAUAUCUUUAUUGCAAUAAAUCAAUCAAAUAAAAUCUGUUGUUUUCAGA